This is a messenger RNA of Podarcis muralis (Common wall lizard), 1099 nucleotides long. It is a transcript of the gene GRPEL1, whose product is annotated as GrpE like 1, mitochondrial. Gene Ontology annotation, molecular function: adenyl-nucleotide exchange factor activity; protein-folding chaperone binding; protein homodimerization activity. Gene Ontology annotation, biological process: protein import into mitochondrial matrix; protein folding. The record is from RefSeq and is a predicted model, not a curated record. Gene Ontology annotation, cellular component: PAM complex, Tim23 associated import motor. NCBI's taxonomy places the organism in Eukaryota, Metazoa, Chordata, Lepidosauria, Squamata, Lacertidae.
GGUGGGGGAGGGGAGGAGGCCGAGCGGCAACAUGGCGGCAGCGGCGGCGAGAGCCGUGCGGUCCGUGUGGCGCCUGGCGGGGCUGCCGGGGCGAGGCGCCUUUCUCGUUCCACAGCACCCGCAGCGGACUUCUCAGCUGCUUUGCAUAGUGACACAGGAGAAAGGCACUGGACCAAACUUGGAAGAAGAGCCAAACCAGACUCAACAUGAACAAAAAUCUGUUACUGGCUCUGCUGAAAAGAUGUUAAUAGAGGAAAAGGCCAAACUAGAAGAACAAUUAAAAGAAAUCACUGACAAGUAUAAACGUGCCCUGGCAGAUGCAGAAAAUCUACGACAAAGAACUCAGAAAUUGGUAGAAGAAGCAAAGUUAUAUGGAAUUCAGAGUUUCUGCAAAGAUUUGCUGGAAGUUGCUGAUGUUCUGGAAAAAGCAACUGAGAGUGUUCCCAGAGAAGAACUCAAGGAUGAAAAUCCACAUCUCAAAAACCUUUACGAAGGUCUUGUCAUGACUGAGGUUCAAAUACAGAAAGUGUUCACCAAACAUGGCUUGAUGAAACUGAAUCCUCUUGGAGCCAAGUUUGAUCCCUAUGAGCACGAAGCAUUAUUCCACGUUCCCAUGGAAGGGAAAGAACCUGGCACUGUGGCUUUAGUAUCCAAGGUGGGCUAUAAGUUGCAUGGCCGUACUUUGAGGCCUGCUUUAGUAGGUGUUGUAAAGGAACCUUAGCAGUCUAAUCUUAGAGUGCCACAGAACCAAUAGAUGCCCAGAUAAAGACUCACUAAACAGUGUGGGAGGCUAAACUAAAUGGUGGAAGAAGCUUUAAUACCAAUGAAGCAAUGUUGAAAUGUGUUUUUAAAAUGAAUACCAAUAAUGUGGUGGGGAAUGCAAAGUGAGUGGUAUGAAUUGCAAGCAUGAGUCAUCUGUGUCCCGUGAAUAAUAUUAUGGUGAUUAAUGAAAGGUAUUCUGCAUUGUAAUUAGGCAAUUUAGUAACAAUAAUGCAAUGUAGAUUGUUCAGAAUGAAAAUCUGAUCUUUUCAGUGUCGUGUUCUGUGUACAAAUUAGCAUUUUUGCUUAUUCUUUUAUGAAUACAGAGUUGGACACCAGC